AUGAGGCUCCUAGAGACGAUCGACGGCCGCACGUACAACCUGACGAAAGAGUUUGGUGGCGAUGACCAGGUGCCUCCAUACGCUAUACUAUCCCAUACAUGGGAUGCAGAUCAGGAAGUGAUCUUUGAGGACAUAGUCAAAGACAACAAAAGCAGGUACAGCAAGCUACACGCCUCCUUACGAUUACGACUACAUUCCGGUAAACGAGGCUACAACAAGCUUCGAUUUUGUGCGCAGCAGGCCGUACGUGAUGGUUUUCGCUAUUUCUGGGUAGACACUUGUUGCAUUAACAAGAAAAACACGCUGGAAUUACAGACUGCGAUCAAUUCUAUGUUCUGUUGGUAUCGAGAUGCAGCUAAAUGCUACGUCUACUUGUCAGACGUGUCAGCAGCCAGCAAAAGCCGGGCCAUCGAUUCGGCCUCAUGGCAAUCUGCUUUUCGAGAGAGUCGUUGGUUCCGUCGUGGCUGGACUCUUCAAGAACUACUCGCUCCAGCUUCGGUAGAGUUCUAUUCAAAGGAAGGUGUGCACUUGGGUAAUCGCCUCGAUCUGAAAGAAGUGAUUCACGACAUCACGGAUAUCCCUUUAACAGCUCUAUCUGGAGUUCCUUUGGAUCAAUUUAGUGUGGACGAAAAACUAUCUUGGGCAACAGAACGUGAAACCACUCGAGAAGAGGAUGAGGUGUACGCACUACUUGGCAUUUUCGACAUUACAUUGCCUUUCAUAUACGACGAAGGGUAUGACAGGGCUUUAAGACGGCUUCUCGAAAAAAUCUACGCUGUCCCUGAUGAGCAAGAAACUUUGAAGGCACAAAAAUCGAGAUCAACCAUACCGUUCGGACGCGAUAGCGACUUUGUGACUCGGGCCAGUCUGAGUGCGGUGCAUCGACUGUGCACAAAGCCUGGGAUUCACGCAGCCCUUGUCGGUUUAGGUGGUGUUGGAAAGUCUCAGAUUGCCAUUGAGUAUGCCUACCAGAUGCUCGAAGAGAGGCCCGAUACAUGGGUGUUCUGGGUGCACGCAGAAACUCAGUCAAGAUUCAAAGAGUCAUACUAUGCAAUUGCUAAGAAGACUAAACUGAAUGGUUGGGAUGAUCCUCAGGCAGAUAUCCUUCAACUUGUGAGCGUUUGGCUACGUAAUGAAGCGAACGGACCAUGGUUGAUGAUACUUGACAGCGCCGAUGAUGUGGGCGUGCUGUUUGACGAUACUCCAGUAUCUUGUGCGACCGAUGGAGCCAACCAGACACCCGAGAAGCCGCCUUUAUCGUGGUUUCUGCCACAUAAUUCUAAUGGAUCCAUGCUUGUUACCUCUCGAAGUCGCGAGGUUGCCUGCAGGCUCACUGGGGACGCCAGCAAUAUCGUUGAAGUCGGGCCAAUGGAUUACCAGGAUGCCAACACCCUACUUAGAAAGAAACUUACUGGCAACGCUCGACAAGAUGAGGCUGAUCAGUUGAUCAGUCUCCUCGGAAACAUGCCACUCGCUCUCACUCAGGCGGCGGCUUUCAUCAACCGGACUCCCCGCAUGAGUGUCGCAAGGUAUCUGGACGACAUCUGUGGGGACGAUAUAUACCUGUUGAACAAGAACGUAGUGGAUAUUCGCAGGGAUGAUCAGGGUUCAAACUCAAUCAUGACGACGUGGCAAAUUUCGUUCGAGUAUCUCCGCAAACGCUCUCCGUCGGCUGCUAGACUGCUAUCGCUCAUGAGUUUUUUCGACCGACAGGGAAUUCCAGCGUCGCUCCUUCUGCGUCAGUAUGCUGAAGAGGGACUUGGCGAAGCAGAUUUUGAUUCUGACAUGUAUAUGCUGACCAGUCUCUGUCUCGUCAAACAAGCUGGCAAAGCAAGUUUUGAGAUGCACGGACUCGUACAGUACUCUAUGAGGAGAUGGCUUGAAAUGCAGGAUGAGCUCGAGCACUGGAAGGGAACCUGUAUUGCACUUAUCUGCGAGGACUAUGCCGAACAGGGACGCGAGAAUUGGCCCAUCCAACAAUCUCUGCUCCCGCAUGCUCUAGCUGCUCUGGACAUACUCCCUGUUAGUGCAGAUCCGUCAACACUCAAAUGUUUGAAUAGCCUCGGGUUAUCAUUGAAAAUGCUAGGCCGAUACGAAGAAGCAAAGACUGAACUCCAAAAAGUGGUAAAUGCAUAUGAAAGUACAUUUGGAACAUCCGAUCUGGCCACGAUCACCUCUAGUAUCAAUCUGGCUUCAAUAUAUAACGACCAACAGCAAUGGACCGAAGCCGAAAAGCGUACUAAGGAAGUCCUGCAAACCAGCAAGGAAACGCUGGGGCCCGACCACAUGGUUACCAUGACCCGCAUGGCUAACCUAGGCACAACAUACUGGCAAGCAGGGAAACUCGAACAAGCCCAAGCGUUGGAUAUACAGACUCUCGAGCUCCGCAGGAUCAAUUUAGGAGAAGACCACCUGAUGACAGUGGACAGUAAAAACAACCUCGCAGAAACCUACUUGUGUCGGAGGCUCUACCGUGAGGCCGAGGCAUUGCAGUUAGAAGUCCUUGAAUACCACAUCAGGACAGAUGGAGAACUUCACCCAUUCACACUUACAAUGCAAAGUAAUCUGGCGAUGACGUAUAAGCAUCAAGGACGCCUCUCGGAGGCUGAAACGCUACACAAAGAGACUCUGACCAAGAUGACGGAGGUAUCGGGGCCUGAUAGUCCGAACACACUAAGUUGUAUGAGAUCUCUCGCAUGGACGUACGAGGCACAAGGUCGCCUCAAGGAGGCUAUCGAGCUGAUGGGGAAGUGCUGUGAGACAUUUGAUAGAGUGUACACGCCAGACAGCGGAGAAAUGUUCGGGUUUAGAGAGACCUUGAGGUCGUGGAGCAAGGAGCUAGAGCAAGGCUGCGAUGAACAUUAG
Boeremia exigua is the source of this 2865-nucleotide messenger RNA. RefSeq lists its product as uncharacterized. Gene Ontology annotation, molecular function: protein binding. NCBI's taxonomy places the organism in Eukaryota, Fungi, Ascomycota, Dothideomycetes, Pleosporales, Didymellaceae. The transcript has 4 exons. The record is from RefSeq and is a predicted model, not a curated record. The coding region runs from base 1 to 2865 and encodes 954 amino acids.